Molecule: messenger RNA, 3007 nt
Organism: Danio aesculapii
Lineage: Eukaryota; Metazoa; Chordata; Actinopteri; Cypriniformes; Danionidae
Gene: flot2a
Product: flotillin 2a
Exons: 11
Coding region: 174-1460 (428 amino acids)
Biological process (GO): protein localization to plasma membrane; regulation of myoblast differentiation
Cellular component (GO): plasma membrane
Source: RefSeq, a predicted model, not a curated record
AGGGCGGUGCUGCAUUCAUACGAGGCGAGCAGAAAUCUUGAAUAUGGUGUACGCACGACUGCAUUGAAUGCCCUCUUAUCUGCUAGUUUUAUUGCACUGUUCCGUCGUCCUCAAAAAAAGGAAAAAAAAACAUUAGGUCUUUACUUGCUUUUUAAAGCCGUCCAGAAAGGAAAAUGGGCAAUUGCCACACGGUAGGACCGAACGAAGCCCUGGUAGUAUCAGGUGGCUGCUGUGGCUCUGAUGAGAAAACGUAUACAGUGGGCGGCUGGGCCUGGGCAUGGUGGCUUAUCACCGACAUACAGAAACUCUCUCUGGAGAUAAUGACCAUCCUCUGUCGCUGUGAGAAUAUCGAAACUUCGGAGGGUGUCCCCUUGGAUGUGACAGGGGUCGCUCAGGUGAAGGUUAUGACCGACAAUGAGCUGCUGGGUUAUGCUUGUGAACAGUUCCUGGGCAAGACCGUGGCAGAGAUUAAAAGUGUCAUUCUGCAGACACUGGAAGGUCAUCUGCGCUCUAUUCUGGGGACUCUGACAGUGGAGCAGAUCUACCAGGACAGGGAUCAGUUUGCCAAGCUGGUGAGGGAGGUGGCGGCACCUGAUGUGGGCAGGAUGGGUAUUGAGAUCCUGAGCUUUACUAUUAAGGAUGUUUAUGAUAAGGUGGACUAUUUGAGCUCUUUGGGCAAAUCCCAGACUGCAGCUGUUCAGAGAGAUGCUGACAUUGGUGUGGCUGAAGCAGAGAGAGAUGCCGGAAUCAGGGAAGCAGAAUGUAAGAAGGAGAUGAUGGAUGUGAAAUUCCAAGCCGACACAAAAAUGGCAGACUCCAAGAGGGAGCUGGAGAUGCAGAAGGCUGCCUUCAAUCAAGAAGUGAACACAAAGAAAGCUGAGGCGCAGCUGGCCUAUGAGCUUCAGGCUGCCAAGGAGCAGCAGAAGAUCCGACUGGAGGAAAUUGAGAUUGAGGUGGUCCAGAGGAAGAAGCAGAUCUCUAUUGAGGAGAAGGAGAUCCUCAGGACGGAUAAAGAACUGAUUGCCACUGUGAGGAGACCAGCUGAGGCUGAAGCCUUCAAGAUGGAGCAGCUCGCAGAGGCAAAGAAGAUAAAGAAAGUGUUGACGGCGCAGGCUGAAGCAGAGAAGAUCAAACGCAUUGGAGAAGCAGAGGCCGGUUCCAUUGAGGCUGUGGGUAAAGCUGAAGCAGAGAAGAUGAGGCUCAAAGCUGAGGCCUAUCAGCAGUACGGGGAGGCUGCAAAAACCGCCCUCGUCCUGGAGGCUCUGCCAAAGAUUGCAGGAAAGGUGGCAGCACCCUUGGGCCGCACCAAUGAGAUCGUGAUCCUGAGUGGCGAUGGUGGUCGUGUCACUGGGGAAGUGAACCGUCUGCUGGCUGAACUGCCGGUUUCAGUAAACGCCCUCACAGGGGUGGAUCUGUCCAAGAUCCCUUUGCUGCAGAAAAUGACGAACCCUCAAGCUUGAACAGGCUUUUUCCACUGCUGCCUUUCCAGCCCUUCCACACUGAUUGCCUUGAAAAGAAACACUUGAAAGCUGUUUUCUUUUUGCAGAAAUGAGCAACUGUUCUGUUGUUUUUUAUUAGACCCCUGGUGCCUUUCCUCUACAGGACCAGAUUCCCUACGUGUGCUGUUCUUUUAUCACUUGUGUCUUUUUUCUGUCUGUUUAUCAGCCUCGUUUUUUGUUUAAACAACGUUACCUCAAUCAUGAUCGUUUGAUUAAUCACAGAAAGGUUUCAAAACUCUUUAUUGGGCAGCUGUAUCUAUGUGUAUGUAGUGAUAUAGAUAAGGAAGUCCAACCAUUUUAAUGGGUGGCUACGAUUGUAAUCAUAGUUACAUGUAUGCAAUGUAUUAAGUAUAGUGUAAAAGAGCCACUAUGUAAGGCAUGUUUAGUGGAUUGAUUAACUGCUCCUUUGAAAUUGUGAAGACUUUGCUGUUCAGGACUAAAGGAAAACGGACUUUUAUUUGAUCUAACCCACACAUUUAGGUGUACUCUUCACUUGUGCGCAUCUUUUUAUAUAGUUCAAACGUGAAUCGCUCUAGCAUAUUGUUUUUAUUACUUCUUUUAAAAUAAGGCUGUCUUGUUUUUUCUUUAUAGACUACUGGUCUGGUCAAAUGUUAACAAUGUAGUGUAUCAAGUGGUCCAAAAAGAAAAGUUACCUCACCCAUCUUUUAUUAGCUGCAAGCAAGAUAUUAUGACUUACUGUUAAAGUACAGUUGAACAUGAAGAUAUUCUAUGCCUUACAGAGUUUUAACGUAUUUCAGUUCAAUUCAGUAAUGCAGAUGGACAAUGAAACUUCUAAAGUACUUUCAGCAACAGUUAAUGUUCAAUGCAUUUUUUCUUUCAGUUAAUUAUUAACAUCCAGAUAAUGUGAGCACUCUUGUCGGUUAUAUGUGAAUUUUAAUUCCAGCUUCACUUUUUGCCCCAUUUAGAAGUGUGUUUUGUUCCCUUUUUUUUUUCUCCAGCUUGCUAUUUCAUCAUGAGAAUAGAAAUCAGCUUGCCAAACAUCAGUAGGUCAGACAGUGUAUCUGCGUUUAUUUUAUAUUGCUGCUGAUUUAUAAAUAAUCUUUGCUCAGUUAAUCAGAUGCCAAAUAAAACGUUCUUUUUUUACAGUAAAGUUUAACAAAGGUAUUUGUUGACAAAAAAAAAUCUGUUUGUCAGAACCAAGUCCGUUAAAAAAUUUUCAUUCUUCAAAACAAAGUGUUUAUUUGACUUUUUUUCACCUGGAAAAAAAGGAAAUGUGCUUUAAAAAUACAGCCAUUGUUUAGAAGAUGUUGCACACAUUUAAAAUCUAUGUUAGGCUGGAAAAAAUCAGUUUAAUCCAAGUCAACAAAAGCUUUGUUUCUGAGUUUGUAAUGCUCACACUAACAAUCACAUAUUGAGAAUGUGUUCUAUAGCAGUGCAUAUAGUUAAUUCCCCUAUAUAUUGUUGUAGGAUAAUUAAAAAUAGUAUACAAUGUACUGUAUCUAUUUGAAAACAUGUUUCUGAUCGGUCAAUAAACUCAUCUUGAUAUA